Quercus lobata is the source of this 3243-nucleotide messenger RNA. Its product is annotated as probable disease resistance protein At5g66900. The record is from RefSeq and is a predicted model, not a curated record. NCBI's taxonomy places the organism in Eukaryota, Viridiplantae, Streptophyta, Magnoliopsida, Fagales, Fagaceae. The coding region runs from base 6 to 2609 and encodes 867 amino acids. The transcript has 6 exons. Gene Ontology annotation, molecular function: ADP binding.
CUGCGAUGAGUAGUUUACUUUAUAUAUUUUGUAUUUUCUGCUCCGUUUACUCUUACCAGCGCAAAGACUCUGAGAAGAAAUUGAAGAGUUUGAGAUCUCAACUGGUUUCCAUCUCUGUUGUUAUUCUAGUAUCAGAAAGAAGAAGAAGAAGAAGCAGCAGCAAAGUUAUGGCUCUGAUGGUUGCAGAAUCUCUUCUUGGGGCAGGAUUUGAACAGGUCUUUACGUUGUUACAAGAAACAGUUAAAGAUGUGGUAAGCAAGGCCCGUCAGUUCAAAGGCCUUCUUAGAAACCUCGAUUCCACGUUAGAUCUUUUGGCGGAUACGGUCAAAAAAAUAGAACGAUCAAACCAACAACGUGGUCGCGCAGUAGAGAAAACACAGAGCUUGAUCGAAGAAAUGACGAAAGGUGAGGAGCUGGUUCGCAAGUGCUUGCAAAUCCCAUGGUGGAACUUGGUCUUAAUAGUCAAGUACUCAAGCAAACUUUCUAAGUUGGACAAGGCCAUUUUGAGGUUCUGUCAGGUUGAUUUGCAAUUACAUGGUACAAUGACUGUGUUUGAGACUAGAGAAAUUGUGAGUGAUAUUAGCCAGAGAAUGGAUUCGAUUCGGUCCGUGGAGACACCAAAGGUGUCGUUCGCUGUUCGUGAACCCCCGGAUUUUACAGUUGGGUUUGAUAUGCCAAUGAAGGAGUUGAAGACGCUGCUGUUGAAGGAGGAGGUGACGCUGCUUGUAUUGACUGCUCCUGGAGGAUGUGGGAAGACCACACUGGUCCAAAUGCUCUGUCAGGAUGAGAUAAUUAAAGGCAAGUUUGAGAACAAUAUUUUCUUUGUGAACGUUUCAAAAACUCCCAACGUGAAGGUCAUUGUGCAGAACCUAUUAAAUUAUAAGAACAUGCAGCCUGACUUUCAAAUUCAAAGUGAUGAUGAUGCAAUCGACCAGCUGUUACAACUGCUGAAUCAUAUUACACCUAAUCCUAUAUUGUUGAUUCUAGAUGAUGUCUGGCUUGGAUCAGAAAACCUUCUUGAAAAGUUUAAGUUUGAUCUUCCCAAUUACAAGAUUUUGGUUACUUCAAGAACUGCAUUUCCAAGAUUUAGGUUUACAUAUCACUUAAAACCGCUAAAUGAUGUUGAUGCAAUGACCCUUUUUCGUCGCUCAGUAUCCCUACAUGAUGGGAGCUCUUACAUUCCAGCAGAAGAAGAUGUCAAAAAGAUAGUAAAAGGCUGUGGGGGAUUCCCACUAGUCCUUCAAGUAAUUGGCGCCUCACUGCGUGGGCAGCAUGAAGUGGUAUGGAGAAGUAGACUAAUGAAUUGGUCUAAUGGUCAAUCUUUUCUCGGUUCUGAUGAUAAGCUGCUUGGUCAUCUUGAAAGUAGCCUAGAAAAUGACAAGGUUAUCAUCAAAGAGUGUUUCAUGGACCUAGGUUCAUUUCCCGAAGACCAAAGGAUCCCUGCUGCUAUCCUCAUUGACAUGUGGGCAGAAUUAUAUGAGCUUGAUGAAGAUGGCAUCGAUGCCAUUGCCCAUUUGCACGAACUCACUACUCGAAAUCUGGCCAAUCUUGUGAUGGCAGGGAAAGAUGCAAGUGAGGCCAACAGCUAUUACAAUGAUGACUUUGUCACACUGCAUGACAUUCUUAGAGAGCUUGCUAUGCAUCAGAGUAGCAAAGAGCCUGAAGAAGAACGGCCAAGACUGAUUCUGAACAUAAGUGGAAACAAUCUACCAAAGAGGUGGAUGGAAAAGAAACAGAAACUCAUCAAUGCUUGCUUAUUAUCUAUCUCAACUGGUGAAUCAUUCUCAUGGAGUUGGUGCAACAUUCACGCACCCAAAGUUGAGGUUUUAGUUCUGAAUUUUCAAAAACUGAAUUACACCUUACCUGAGUUUGUGGAGAAAAUGGAUGAACUCAAGGUUUUUAUAGUCACGAAUUAUGGUUUCUUUCAUGCUGAAAUAAGCAAUUUUCAAUUGCUCGGGUCUCUACCCAAUUUUAGGAGAAUUAGAUUAGAGAAGGUUUCAAUUUCUUCCCUUUGCAAGACCCUUGUACCGUUGAAGAGUUUGAAGAAAAUAUCCUUGUUCAUGUGUAAUAUUGGUAAGGCUUUUGAGAAUUGUACUAUUCAACUUUCAAAUGCUUUGCCAAAUCUAAUAGAGAUACGCAUUGACUAUUGCAAUGAUCUGAUGGAAUUGCCUGUUGGGUUGUGUGAUAUUGUCCUCCUAAAAAAACUCAUCAUCACCAAUUGUCAUAAGUUGUCAGCAUUAUCUGAAGGAAUUGGAAAUUUGGAGAAUUUAGAAGUACUAAGGUUUAGGUCUUGUACUGAUUUGUCAGAGUUGCCAGAGUCAAUCAAAAGCCUCCAUAAGUUAAGCAUUCUUGACAUAUCUGACUGUCUAAGCAUUGGCAAGUUGCCAAAACACAUUGGUGAGUUGUGUAAUUUAAAAGUGCUCAACAUGAAAGGUUGCUUGAGAUUGUGUAAUUCAUUGCCAGAAUCAACUGUGGAGCUUAAGCAAUUAGAGCUCGUGGUUUGUGACAAAGAAAGGGCCAAGCUAUGGGAGCCUAUCAAGGAAUUCCUCACCAAACUUAAAGUAGAGGUGGCUGAAAAAGAUAUCAACUUGAAUUGGCUUCCCAAAUAAUGAGUUAUGAGAAUUGUUCUUCUUGGAAAAUGUUUUAGGUUUGAGUAUAUAUUUUAUGUCAAAUGGAAAUAUGGAGAAUCGCUGUGAAAGCCAUUGUCAACAGUAGUUGCUAGUCAAGAUAGUCUUAGUAGAAGCAAUGAUAGUUCUUCAUGAGAGAACCUAUGUACAUAUUGUCAAGGUGUUUGAGGAUGCAUACAAGUCAACAUUGGGAAUCAUUAUUCUUAAUGGCAUUGAAAGGUUACUGGGGUAUGUUGCCAUUAGGCCUCCUUUUCCAAUUAUAAUCUCUUAGAAGCUAUUGAUCCUGCUCAAGCCCUGAAUGAUGUAAGCUUAUGCUUGAUCAUUCUUUUGGCAUAAGGUAUUAUAUGUUUCUCUUGAACACUGCCUUUACCUCUCUCUCUCUCUCUCUAUAUAUAUAUAUAUAGGUUCCAUUGGUUUGAUCCUAUAGAAUCUGGCCCACUUUCUCAUUGAUUGAAAGGCAUCCAGCAAGACUUUGCAAUCCAUGAUAGUCCGCUUGUGGACAUUGUUUUGCUUUUAUUUUAUGACUAUAUUGGCAUGUACUAUGAGAGGACUCGUCGUUAAACAAUUGUUUCCUUUGGGUAGUUCUUAAUAUAUUGUCCUUUUUACCAAAAUAAAU